AUGUCUCACGAAAGUGUUUGGAACUCGCGCCCCCGAUCCUACGGAAAGGGCUCUCGAAGCUGCCGCGUGUGCAAGCACAAGGCUGGUCUUAUCCGCAAGUACGACCUCAACCUGUGCCGUCAGUGCUUCCGUGAGAAGGCCAAGGACAUCGGUUUCAACAAGUUCCGAUAA
Messenger RNA from Ilyonectria robusta, 171 nucleotides. RefSeq names its product ribosomal protein S14. Gene Ontology annotation, biological process: translation. Bases 1 to 171 code for a protein of 56 amino acids. Lineage: Eukaryota; Fungi; Ascomycota; Sordariomycetes; Hypocreales; Nectriaceae. Gene Ontology annotation, cellular component: cytosolic small ribosomal subunit; ribosome. The record is from RefSeq and is a predicted model, not a curated record. Gene Ontology annotation, molecular function: structural constituent of ribosome; zinc ion binding. The transcript has 3 exons.